Peronospora matthiolae is the source of this 345-nucleotide messenger RNA. NCBI's taxonomy places the organism in Eukaryota, Oomycota, Peronosporomycetes, Peronosporales, Peronosporaceae. The record is from the annotation of a GenBank genome assembly.
AUGUGGGAAACGUAUUGCACGGUGCUGGACAUACUCAAGAGCAACUCGAAGCUGGAGGUGCUGUACAAGGUGACAGCUAUGCAGACGUUUGACUUUCGUGCUGAGUACCAGCGCAAGAUUGUGUUCCGGCGAUUGUGUGAGAUCAUGCGCAACCACACGAGUGCCUUGCAGAAGCAUGUAGCAACACAAGCCAGUCGACGCGCCAGAUGUGCAGCUGAGAUGGUUGUGCGCCCGAAAGUGUGGAGAUUAUGCUUGAAGUGCGCUACCGUCAGCUUCAAGUUGCCACGGACCUUGAGCUCUUGUCGGAAGCUUUUCGCACUAUUGACGACAUUAACGACAAUUUAA